ACUUGGAUACAAGAUGCUGUCAAGGUGACUAACCCAGUAUAUAAUUUUUCCAGUUAAUGAUAACACGAGAGACAAAAUGAAAAAUCAUCACUGUUAGAAAGAGCUUUUUGAGUCCAAGUGACUGCAGUAAUUUGGAAUAUGGAAUUCCACUUAAUCAAAUCACCUACAAUACCAGAUACCUCAUCACUGGAAUUAUAAUCCCUGGCUGAAAUGUCAUGUGGUAAAAUGUGGGUGGCAAACGACCCCUCCUGACCAAUAUGGGAACUGGCACACCCUGACCCCAACCGAUGUCCAGGUUCUUUCAACCCAUAGAAAUUGGAAUAAACGUUUCUCUGUGGAGGAACAGAAUAACAAUUUAUUCCAUGUAACCUACAUCAAUCCAUUUGACUUCUUUCGCUAAAAAAAAAAAAGUACCUUCAAAUUGAUCGCAACCCUACUUAACCCGCUAGACUUUUUUUCUUUUAUUUUCAUCCUUAAUGAUCCGUGCACGCAGUAUGCUGUGUUUAGAAUAAUGUAAUAGAAAGAGUACUAGCAAGGGCAAGAAUAGGAUCAAAUACGACCAUGUGUUGGCUUUAAGAUUCAUGAUAACGAAAAGCUACACAGAUAUCUCAAAUCAUAUACAAAUUAGAUCUGCAGUAACAAGAGAUCAAAGGGUUUAAACCAUUCCUAUAAAGUAUAGCCAUGUUUGGUUUAAUUAUUUAACAGAGUAUGAUAUUUGAAAAAGAGAAAUAGUUUUCAAAAUAUUAUGAGAGAUUCUCCUCUAAAAUUGAACAAUAAAAUACUAUUCAAAGUCAUGUCUAGUUUAACUAAAUUAAUUUCAAUUCCAAAUUCAAGUCGCUGAUUCGGUGUUCCCAAACGCAACAACAAUGAAAUCCUCAUUAGUUUAAAAACAAGUGUGGGCGUGCACAGAAAAGGGAUGUGUCUAGUUUUCUGCAUUUGAAGGAGAAGUUACUGACUUCACAUAUUGUUUAAUACUUUAAUCUCAUGCAGACACAUAAAGAAAUCUUCAUUAGUUUAAAAACAAGUGCUCUAACACGCAUACUAAGGGAUCUGUCUAGCUUUCUGCAUCUGAAUCUGAUGGAGCAGCUAGUGUCUUCAUUUCUCUUGUACCCAUUUUUCUUCUCUUGUCUUCCGUUAUUAUUCGUAGCAUUCCUCAUCAAGACAUGGCACCUCAAUACUUCUACUAUCAACAAACACCUACAACCUUCACCACCAAAGCUCCCAAUUAUAGGAAACUUGCACCAACUGUACUUGCCCGCUCACUGCUCACUCCGAUCUUUAUCUCAACGACACAGGCCUCUCAUGCUGAUUCACCUCGGCAGCAGGCCGACACUUGUUGCCUCAUCCGCUGACACUGCUUGAGAGAUCAUGAAAACACAUGAUCUUGUCUUUUCAAACGAGCCAAAAUCGAACAUUGCUAACUGGCUUCUCUACAAUUACAAGGAUGUGAUUACGGCCCCUAAUGGUGAAUUCUGGAGGCAGAUGAAAAGCAUAUUUGUACUCCAGCUUCUAAGUAAUAGAAGAGUUCAGUCUUUUCAUAAUGUCAGAGAAGAAGAAACAGCCCUCCUGAUGAAGAAGAUGGAAGAAUCAUCUUCUUCAUCCUCGCCAUUGAAUUUAAGUGAAAUGUUCACGCUGCUAACGAAUGAUGUGGUAUGCAGGGUUGCUUUUGGGAGGAAGCACAGUGGAUGGGGAGAUGAGAAGAAUUCUAUGCUGCAAUUGAAGGAUUUCGCGGGGUUGUUGAGCAGCUUUGAUGUUGGGGACUUCAUUCCAUGGCUUGGAUGGAUCAAUCAUGUCACUGGUCUUUAUGCCAAAGUGGACAGAGUUGCAAAAGAGAUUGAUGAAUUCCUGGAGCAAGUAGUUGAAGAGCGUGUGAAUGUCCUGAAAAGGAAGAGUUAUGGCAAUGAGAGAGUUGAAGACGAAGGCAGGGAGGGAGGAUUUCCUUGAUAUUUUGCUUAGGAUCCAUAAAGAAAAUAUUGAUGUUGAUAGAGAUUGCAUCAAAGAUCUCAUCUUGGAUAUCUUUGUUGCUGGAACUGAUACCACUUCCACAGUCCUAGAAUGGGCAAUGACAGAGCUAUGAAGACACCUGAGAGUCAUGAAUAAUGUGCAAAAUGAAGUCAGAGAAGGC
Messenger RNA from Cornus florida, 2125 nucleotides. RefSeq names its product cytochrome P450 736A117-like. Gene Ontology annotation, molecular function: oxidoreductase activity, acting on paired donors, with incorporation or reduction of molecular oxygen; iron ion binding; heme binding. The transcript is spliced from 2 exons. The record is from RefSeq and is a predicted model, not a curated record. The coding region runs from base 1369 to 1944 and encodes 191 amino acids. Lineage: Eukaryota; Viridiplantae; Streptophyta; Magnoliopsida; Cornales; Cornaceae.